UUGACGUGCGGCUCGCGGAAGGCGAAGGUUUUUGUGUUGCUCGCCGGGGCUAGCGGCGGCGGCGGGGCUGCGGCGGCGUCGGUGGAGGAGGGGUGGAGGCGCAGCGACUGCUGCACCGCGCCCGACGCUGCGGAGCGAGCCCACCCGCCCCGGGAGCUCGCCUCCCUGGUGCUCCCCCUCCCUCCCCGCCCCCCCAGUGGCGCUGCCUCCUCCAAAUGAGCGAUUCGCCCGCUGGAUCUAACCCAAGGACACCCGAAAGCAGCGGCAGCGGCAGCGGCGGCGGCGGGAAGAGGCCGGCGGUGCCGGCGGCGGUGUCCCUCUUGCCCCCGGCGGACCCUCUGCGCCAGGCGAACCGGCUCCCUAUCAGGGUCCUGAAGAUGCUGAGCGCUCACACCGGCCACCUCCUGCACCCGGAGUACCUGCAGCCGCUGUCCUCCACUCCCGUCAGCCCCAUUGAGCUGGACGCCAAGAAGAGUCCACUGGCGCUGCUGGCCCAGACUUGCUCGCAGAUCGGCAAGCCGGACCCGCCGCCCUCGUCCAAGCUCAACUCGGUAGCGGCGGCGGCCAACGGGCUGGGAGCGGAGAAGGACCCCGGCCGCGCGGCCUCGGGCGCCGCCUCCGCGUCCGCGGCGCUCAAGCAGCUGGGGGACUCCCCGGCCGAGGACAAGUCCAGCUUCAAGCCCUACUCCAAGGGCGCCGGAGGCGGCGACUCCCGCAAAGACAGCGGCUCCUCCUCGGUGUCCUCCACCUCCUCCUCGUCCUCCUUGUCCCCGGGAGACAAGGCGGGCUUCAGGGUCCCCAGCGCCUCCUGCACGCCCUUUCCCCCGCACGGAGCACCGGUCUCCGCGUCGUCGUCCUCGUCCUCGCCCGGUGGCUCCCGGGGUGGCUCUCCGCACCACUCUGACUGCAAGAACGGUGGCGGGGGUGCCGGCGGGGAGCUGGACAAGAAAGACCAGGAACCGAAGCCCAGCCCGGAGCCCGCGGCCGUGAGCCGCGGCAGCGGUGGGGAGCCCGGCGCACACGGCGGCGGCGCCGCCGAGGCCGGGGCCUCCGGGCGCAAGUCGGAGCCGCCUUCGGCGCUGGUGGGGGCUGGCCAUGUGGCGCCGGUGUCACCCUACAAACCAGGCCACUCGGUGUUCCCGCUGCCUCCCUCCAGCAUCGGCUACCAUGGCUCCAUCGUGGGCGCCUACGCCGGCUACCCGUCCCAGUUCGUGCCUGGCCUGGAUCCUAGCAAGUCUGGCCUCGUGGGAGGCCAGCUCUCGGGGGGCCUGGGCCUGCCUCCGGGCAAGCCCCCCAGCUCCAGCCCGCUCACCGGGGCCUCCCCGCCCUCCUUCCUGCAGGGAUUAUGCCGCGACCCCUACUGCCUGGGAGGUUACCACAGCGCCUCGCACCUCGGCGGCUCCAGCUGCUCCACCUGCAGCGCGCACGACCCGGCCGGGCCCAGCCUGAAGGCGGGGGGCUACCCGCUGGUGUACCCCGGGCACCCGCUGCAGCCCGCCGCGCUCUCGUCCAGCGCCGCCCAGGCCGCGCUCCCGGGCCACCCGCUCUACACCUACGGCUUCAUGCUGCAGAACGAACCGCUGCCGCACAGCUGCAACUGGGUGGCGGCCAGCGGGCCGUGCGACAAGCGCUUCGCCACCUCGGAAGAGCUGCUCAGCCACCUACGGACUCACACGGCCCUCCCGGGCGCGGAGAAACUUCUGGCCGCCUACCCCGGAGCCUCGGGCCUGGGCAGCGCCGCCGCGGCCGCUGCGGCCGCCGCCUCCUGCCAUCUGCACCUACCCCCGCCCACCGCGCCGGGCAGCCCCGGGUCGCUGUCAUUGCGGAGUCCACACACUUUGGGGCUAAGCCGGUACCACCCCUAUGGCAAGAGCCACUUAUCCACGGCUGGGGGCCUGGCCGUGCCAUCCCUCCCCACAGCUGGACCCUACUACUCACCAUAUGCGCUGUAUGGACAGAGACUAGCCUCAGCCUCCGCGCUCGGAUACCAGUAACUACAGUUCUGCCUCCUUCCCAACCCUCCUCUCCUCCCCGCUCCGCCUCCCUUCCCCCACCGCCUCGCCGCUGCAGCCUCCACUACUGCUUGUCCCUGCCGGCGUCCCCGCCCAGACCCUCCUCGCCGGACUGUGUAUUUAUUUACUAUAAUGUUAGCUUACAAGCUGGGAAUAUAAGUGCAUUAUCGGCGCACACGAGUCAAUGGUAUGCAAAAAGUCUGUGUUCCCCCCAAUAAUAAUAUUAAUCACACAAAUAACUACAUGUUCCCUGCCCCUCUUCCUUUCUUUUAAUUUUAUCUUUUUCUUAGAUGUAAGUUUUAAAUUUUUUUCUUUUUUUUUUUUUUUUUUGGUGAAGAAGAUCGGGGAGGAGGGAGAGUUGGGGUUCUUCUAUUUGUUUUGUUUUCCCUUCCUGGGGAGUUUCUUGCAUGCCUCUCAACCGUUAAAACUACAUUUCCCCUUCUCUUUUCCCCUCUUUCUCCUUCAUUCCUUCUUGUUCCUUCCAUUUGAGGUUCUGUUUUUUCCUUUGUACGAGUAACAGAGGAGAAUGUUUUUUUGUAAUGCAUUUGGGGGUGCAGGGAGUGGCCUCGAUGGCAGGGGGUCAUGUGCUCUGGUGACCCUGAACUCUGUUCUGUGAGUCCUCCCCUGCGACCCUCUCCUCGGGUCCUUGGUCUGUGCCCUGGCCCCCAAAAUUAGAGCCUUGCUCCCUUACCUUGCUCUGAGCCCUGACCCCACCAGCGGGCUCCCCCUGAGAGAGGGGCCCAGAUGGCCUCCCACAGAAACUUUCUACCUUCCAGACUCUUCCCCGCCCCAAACACCUGGUGGUCACACUGCCCACAGAGGGGGGCCUGUAGGGCUCAUCUUAUUCAAUUAAAAGUCCUUAGAAGGCCUGCUGGUGUGAAACUUUGCUCUUUAUAUUUUGCGAAGUGCUUUUAUAGUCAUUGUUUAUCUCUCUGUUAUUGGGGCAGUGGGCCCUCUCCUGGUGGCAGGGGCGGGUUGGUGACUCUUGCUAGAUCCCUCCAAAGCAGACCAGUGGUGAUAUCAGCAGGGCAGUACAACCUUGUUAGCCCCGUUGGGGGAAGGUUGGGGAGUCAGGGAGCAUAUGGAUCGCAGCAGCCCCUUUGCCCCCUCCCAGGCCUGAACCAAGACAGUCCCCAAAGUUGGCGGGGGGCUUCCAUGGGCUCCCUCAGUGACUGGGAUUGAAGACUCUGGCCCCUGGGUCUUCUCCCCACAUCGUCCCUCCCUCCUGGGCUCACGCAGCAACGCGGGGCUGCUGGGCCUGUUGGGAUGAAUAGAGUUUUCCCUUGGUAAGACUUAUUUUGUUAAUAAAUGGAAUACUUGGCUAUAUUCA
This is a messenger RNA of Ceratotherium simum simum (southern white rhinoceros), 3342 nucleotides long. It is a transcript of the gene ZNF703, whose product is annotated as zinc finger protein 703. Lineage: Eukaryota; Metazoa; Chordata; Mammalia; Perissodactyla; Rhinocerotidae. Gene Ontology annotation, cellular component: nucleus. Gene Ontology annotation, biological process: negative regulation of DNA-templated transcription. The record is from RefSeq and is a predicted model, not a curated record.